This is a messenger RNA of Armigeres subalbatus, 1525 nucleotides long. RefSeq names its product chitinase-like protein Idgf4. Gene Ontology annotation, molecular function: chitinase activity; chitin binding. Gene Ontology annotation, cellular component: extracellular region. The coding region runs from base 117 to 1442 and encodes 441 amino acids. The record is from RefSeq and is a predicted model, not a curated record. The transcript is spliced from 3 exons. Gene Ontology annotation, biological process: carbohydrate metabolic process; chitin catabolic process. NCBI's taxonomy places the organism in Eukaryota, Metazoa, Arthropoda, Insecta, Diptera, Culicidae.
CUCCUUAGUUGAUCUCAGUUCUUCGAACAGGACGUUCCCAUCAAGGUUGACUCGUGCACUCAGUAUUUUAGAAGCGAAGUUGUGACUGUUUGAUAGUGUAGUUGAGAAGUGUGAAGAUGUGGUUUUUCAAGGUAGGAGCCAUGCUGCUCCUGGCCGCCGUGGUAUCAGCCAACAAUGCCACUACCGGGCCCAAGGUCCUCUGCUACUACGAUGGGCAAAUGGCUCUACGCGAAGGUCUGGGUAAAAUAACCGUUACGGACAUUGAGCUUGCACUGCCGUUCUGCACCCAUCUGCUCUACGGAUUUGCCGGCGUAAACCCGGAAACCUACAAGUUGAAGGCAGUUGAUGAAAGUCUGGAUUUGGAUUCAGGAAAAGGACAGUUCCGUCUUGCCACCGCUUUGAAGCGUCGUUAUCCAAAUUUGAAGGUCUUGCUUAGCGUUGGUGGAUAUAAAGAUUUAGCUGAGGAGAAACCAUUCGAAAAGUAUCUUACGCUGUUGGAGUCCGCUGGAUCACGGACAGCUUUCGUUAACUCAGUUUAUUCCACACUGAAGACGUACGAGUUCGAUGGCCUGGAUUUGGCGUGGCAGUUCCCACAGACUAAGCCCAAGCGCAUCCGCGGAUGGACCGGAAAACUGUGGCACGGAUUCAAAAAGCUGUUUUCCGGAGACAGCAUUCUUGAUCCGAAAGCCGAAGAACAUCGUGAAGAAUUUUCGGCGUUGGUGCGCGACUUAAAGAGUGCUCUGGUCCACGAUAAAUUCAUUUUGGGGUUGACAGUGCUGCCGCAUGUGAACGAAACUAUCUUCAUGGAUGUGCCACUGUUGAAGGAUAGCCUGGAGUAUGUCAACUUGGCUACAUUCGACCAACAGACACCGGAACGGAAUCCGAAGGAAGGUGAUUUCACCGCACCAAUCUAUGAGCUAACCGAACGUGUCGAAGGAAACAAUAUCGACUCAAAGGCUAGUUACUGGAUAAAACAAGGAACCCCACCCAGUAAGAUUGUUGUGGGCAUCCCAACCUACGGACGCGGCUGGAAGCUGGUGGAAAAGUCCGGCAUCACCGGCGUGCCCCCGAUUCCAGCGGAUGGACCUUCUGCUCCUGGUCCGUACUCUGGCAUCAACGGUUUCUACAGCUGGGCGGAGGUUUGCGCCCAGCUACCUAACCCAGGCAACGCCAACCUUCAGGGAGCCGAACAGCCGCUGCGAAAAAUUGGAGACCCCACGCGCCGUUUCGGAGCGUAUGCCUUCCGCAUUCCGGACGAAAAUGAAGAGCACGGAAUUUGGCUAUCGUAUGAAGACCCGGAUACGGCCGGAAACAAAGCUGCCUAUGUCAAGGCCAAGGGAUUGGGCGGAAUUUCCAUUUUCGAUCUGGGCAACGACGAUGUACGCGGAACCUGCGCUGGGGAUAAGUUCCCCAUUUUGCGAGCCGCCAAGUAUAGGUUGUAGAUGUCAUUUUAUAAUACUCAAGUGUGCUCAUCUAAUAUUUCAUGACAAGCAAUAAAGAAUCGAUUACCGUUUUUAUAUCUCGA